Molecule: messenger RNA, 1478 nt
Organism: Rubroshorea leprosula
Lineage: Eukaryota; Viridiplantae; Streptophyta; Magnoliopsida; Malvales; Dipterocarpaceae
Source: the annotation of a GenBank genome assembly
UUGUUCUUCAUCUUCUAUCUUCUUCCCCCAAUCCCCAUUAUCACCCCUUCACCGCCCCAACAUUUUAGGGUUCUUCCUGAUCUCUUGCCUCACUUUGUUGAAAUUAACGCAUCAUUGUCUUGGGAAAAUGUCUCAAAAUGGAAAAUUGAUGCCGAAUCUCGACCAGCAAAGCACCAAGCUCCUCAAUCUCACCGUACUCAGACGAAUCGACCCUUUCGUCGAAGAAAUUCUCAUCACCGCUGCUCACGUCACCUUUUACGAGUUCAAUAUCGAGCUUAGCCAAUGGAGUCGCAAGGACGUAGAGGGAUCUCUUUUUGUUGUCAAGAGGAGCACGCAACCUCGCUUUCAGUUCAUUGUGAUGAAUAGGCGCAAUACAGAUAAUCUGGUGGAGAAUCUCUUGGAAGAUUUUGAGUAUGAAGUCCAAGGUCCAUAUUUGCUCUACCGUAAUGCAGCACAGGAAGUAAAUGGUAUUUGGUUCUACAAUAAACGUGAGUGUGAUGAGGUUGCAAAUCUUUUUAACAGGAUACUUAAUGCUUAUUCCAAGGUGCCUCAGAAAUCAAAGGUAGCAUCAACAAAAAGUGAGUUUGAGGAACUGGAAGCUGUCCCAACUAUGGCUGUUAUGGAUGGUCCUUUGGAGCCACCAUCAUCAGCUGCCAAUAACAUCAAUGAUUCUCCUGAUGAUACUGCCCUUGCGAACUUCUUCAGUACUGCUGUGACUGUUGGAAGUGCUUCAAGUGCAGCAGUAACUGGGCAACCUUAUCAGUCAUCUGCAGCAAUGAUUGCUUCUUCUCUCCCAGCUACUCUUUCAUCUUCCACUGUUGCAACCUUGCAAGUGCCUUCGCCUCCUCUGGCUCCAUCAACUCCUUUAAUGACACUACUGGAUACUUCUGAAUCUAGCAGCAAUGGCAAUCGGACAACUAAUCUUGUAAAGCCUUCCUCGUUCUUCGUCCCUCCUUCCUCUUCUGCAAGGAUGAUGCCACCUGUCUCUACAUCUUUGCCUACUGCACCUCCACUCAACCCUUCUGUGAGCCUGCAACACCCCUAUGGGGCUCCAUUGCUCCAACCUUUUCCACCACCAACUCCUCCACCUUCUCUUACUCCUACUUCUGUUCCUGCUCCAAACUAUGGUCCAGUUAUCAGCAGAGAAAAGGUCAAGGAAGCACUUUUGGCACUUGUGCAGGACAAUCAAUUCAUAGACAUGGUCUACCGGGCAGUGCUGAACGCACACCAUUCAUGAGUUGUGGAUCAUGAUCGAUUGGAGGAGGCGACAAAAAUAUAUAUACCUGGAGUUUUUGUUUAUUGUGUAGGUUUUUGUUUUCCUGUGUUCUGCUCCUUUUUGAGCAUGACCUUUUUAUAUUAUUGAAGAUGCAGCUUGUAUAGAAUUUAAACUUGGUUGGUGGGCCUUGUUGGAGUGCUAUAUAAAUUCAAUGAUGAUUAUGGUUUGUGUAUGUUUUGUGUUGCGAUGACGACGACCUUAA